Molecule: messenger RNA, 1530 nt
Organism: Centruroides sculpturatus (bark scorpion)
Lineage: Eukaryota; Metazoa; Arthropoda; Arachnida; Scorpiones; Buthidae
Gene: TyrRS-m
Product: tyrosine--tRNA ligase, mitochondrial-like
Exons: 14
Coding region: 66-1469 (467 amino acids)
Biological process (GO): tyrosyl-tRNA aminoacylation
Cellular component (GO): cytosol; mitochondrion
Molecular function (GO): tyrosine-tRNA ligase activity; ATP binding; RNA binding
Source: RefSeq, a predicted model, not a curated record
AUUUGUAAUGGCAGCGUCCAUGAAGUUAAUUUGACGGCAUUGUAAAAGCUCAUAUAUGUUAGAAAAUGAUCGCAUUUGUUCGUGUUAUGCUUCAAAGAAGCUUUCAUUCAAAACUUUUAAGGAAUAUUAUAAAAUGUAACUCACUGAAAUUGUCAUCUUAUAAAAUUAGUUGUAAAUUAAUUGAAGAGUUGAAUAAACGUGAAAUGAUUCAAGAAAUCCAUCCUGACGAUUGUUCCGAACUUGUUCAACUUUUGAAUUCUAAUCAAACAGUAUAUGCAGGAUUUGAUCCAACAGCAGAUAGUCUUCAUGUUGGCAAUCUUCUUGUGAUUAUUGCAUUGUUACAUUGGCAACAAGCAGGCCAUAAUGUUAUUGCUAUUGUUGGAGAUUCUACUGCACAAAUUGGAGAUCCAAGUGGAAAAACAAAGGAAAGAGAAGUACUUAAAGAAGAUUUAAUUAAAUCAAAUAGUGAAAGCAUAAAACAAAGUCUAGAAAGAAUAUUUGAUAAUUUUAAAAAAUAUUUUUGCAAAAAAAAUAUUGCACCUGCUAGGAUUAUUUACAAUAGUUCUUGGUAUAAAAAUGAAGAUAUAACUAACUUUUUGAGUAGAGUUGGUCGAAAAUUGAGAGUAGGACAAAUGCUUUCUAGAAAAAGCAUAAAAUCAAGACUUGAAAGCAGUGAAGGAAUGAAUUUUGCUGAAUUUACAUACCAGGUUUUUCAAUCUUAUGAUUGGCUCUACCUCUUUGAUAAAUAUAAUUGUAGAAUUCAGAUUGGUGGAAGUGAUCAACUUGCAAAUAUAGAUUUAGGACACGAUUUAUUAAAACGUACACGAAAUGUUAAUUCUUAUGGCUUAACUGUUCCAUUGAUCACUGCUGAAUCGGGUGGAAAAUUUGGUAAAUCAGAAGGGAAUGCUGUAUGGCUCAAUGAAGAUAAAACAAGUGCUUUUGACUUCUAUCAAUUUUUUAUGCGUCUACCGGAUACUUCUAUUCAGAGAUAUUUAAAGUUAUUUACAUUUUAUUCUUUAUCUGAAGUUGAAUCAAUUAUGCAGAAACAUAUGGAAAAGCCAGAAAAUUGGUAUGCACAGAAAAGGCUUGCUGAAAAUGUUACCAGAUUAAUACAUGGAGAGACAGGCUUGAGAUUAGCAAAACUAGCAACUGAUGUUUUAUAUAACAAUUCAUUCAAAUCUUUAAAUGAAUUAAAUGAAUCUGAGAUGAAGCAAAUUUUUAAACAAGUACCAUCAAUUGAACUUUUAUUAGAACCGGGAAUCACAUUAAUUGAUUUAGCAAUGAAAGCAAAAUGUUUUGGAUCAUUGAAGGAUGCAAACAGAAUAAUUAGUGCUGGUGGAAUGUAUGUAAACAACCAAAAAGUAACCACACCUAAUUAUGUAAUUGUGGAUGGACAACAUAUUCUUAAUAGUGGAUUAACUUUGUUGAGGACAGGUAAACGAAACUAUUACAUAGUUAAAUGGUUGUAAAGGUACAGAUGAAAAUAAAUACAGAUAAUUUAUUUUAUAUUUUGUACAAAUAAAUUUUUUA